Mercurialis annua (annual mercury) is the source of this 753-nucleotide messenger RNA. RefSeq names its product organ-specific protein S2-like. The coding region runs from base 55 to 438 and encodes 127 amino acids. The record is from RefSeq and is a predicted model, not a curated record. The transcript has 2 exons. Lineage: Eukaryota; Viridiplantae; Streptophyta; Magnoliopsida; Malpighiales; Euphorbiaceae.
AGGCUGAAUGGCCUCAUUGCAAAUACUUAAUAUUCAUAUUGCAAGAAAAAUAAUAUGAAGUCCUCCACUUUCAUCACUUUCUUCCUAUUUUUUGUGAUUGCUAAUACCACCAUCAAUGCAAGAAAAGAUGUUGGAGUGAAUUGGUCAAGCAAUGUCACAGAAGAUGAUCAAAUUGCAGAAACUUCUGCAAAUUAUGAGCAAAAGCAAGUAAUUAUGAGUGAAGAUAAGACGUCAUUUUCUGAUGAUUUUGAACCGAGACCUAAUUUAUCAGUUUAUCACGACGAUGCUAGUGAUGGUAAAGACGGAAAAUCUUUCGUCAAAGAUUUCGAACCGAGGCCUAAUCUUUCGGUUUAUGAUGAUGAUGUUGGUCUCAAAGAAGAGAAACCAUUUGUUAAUGAUUUCGAACCCAGGCCAAAUCUUUCAGUCUACAGCGAUUAGGAGCCAUGCAAAUGGUGACCCUACGUGUUCUUUUAUGCUUUAUAAGUAUGUGUGAACUACUGUGUUAGCACGAAAACUUAUCGAAUUUUACGUUUUGACGUUUUAUUUGUUUUUUUUUAAGCUUAUGGAUUAUAUCUCUAAUGUAUUUUUAUAAAAUAAUGUUGUAAGAUUAGUUUGUUUGAGUGUUUCCGGGCCAAGUGAACUAAGAUGCUCCUCUUAGCUUUCACAAUUGUGCUUAUAUGUAUAAUAAUGAUGUAUAAGUGAGCAAGUGUUUCUGUUGAAAAUUAAUUCAUUGAAUUAAUUUAGUCCAUAUAA